AGUGGGUCUAUGAGCUUCGCUGGCCAAUGUAAAUGCGUGUUGGCUGCACAGUGCAAGCAGACUGCCCCUGCCCUUGCACCCACACGAUCGACAAGCCACUUGAAACUUUAUUGCGACUUCAUUCAACACUCACCCUGUUCUCGUUCUUCAUCAGACUGCAAAUCACCGACACGCCAAACACGUCAUCCGCUAGAUCCAAAACGCGUUCAUUCAAGAUGUUUAUGAUCGUUGCUAUCAUCCGGAACUGGAGGGUUGACUGGCGUCGCGUCAGAGACGAAGCUAUUCGGAUGUUAAGGAUAUUGACCGGAGCGUUGUGAGCAGCCCGUCUCCUAUCCCAUCAGCACGCCAACCUUCUGAGCAAGGUUUAAUACAUUGUCGACUACUGUAAAAACAUAAUCUGA
Messenger RNA from Neurospora tetraspora, 401 nucleotides. RefSeq lists its product as uncharacterized. Bases 33 to 317 code for a protein of 94 amino acids. NCBI's taxonomy places the organism in Eukaryota, Fungi, Ascomycota, Sordariomycetes, Sordariales, Sordariaceae. The record is from RefSeq and is a predicted model, not a curated record. The transcript has 2 exons.